Larimichthys crocea (large yellow croaker) is the source of this 2024-nucleotide messenger RNA. RefSeq names its product solute carrier family 25 member 43 (gene slc25a43). Gene Ontology annotation, biological process: transmembrane transport. NCBI's taxonomy places the organism in Eukaryota, Metazoa, Chordata, Actinopteri, Sciaenidae. Bases 200 to 1222 code for a protein of 340 amino acids. The transcript has 5 exons. The record is from RefSeq and is a predicted model, not a curated record.
GGUCUCACCGAGCCGUCAGUCCAGCUCACCUCCAGUCACUGUCACAUAACACCGCUGGUCAGGACAGGAGACGGAUACCUCCUGGGGGCCUCUAAAUUUAGAUGUCUAACCUGUAUAAACAAAUCCUUUCCCGUCCCUCGGAAAAAGACAAAAUCAUCGCAGGAACCGGGACUGUCCAGAGGAAGAGGAGCAGACAGUGAUGGCUUCAGUUAAAAAAGACGACAGACUGACGAGGUCUCAAAGCUUUAUGUGCGUCGGUUUCGCCGGGAUCUUCAGUAAGACCGUCACGUCACCUCUGGAGGUGGUUAAGAUUAAAAGUCAGGUGGGCACUUUUCACAGUAAGAGAGGUUUGUGGCAAAGCUUUCUGCUCAUCUACCAACAUGAGGGACUUCGAGGGUUUUGGAAAGGAAACCUCGCCUCUUGUCUGCGGCUGUUCCCUUACACCGCAGUCCACCUCACAACAUACAAAAAGAUCGUCCACCUUCACAUGGAUGAAGUUGGCUUCAUCUCUCAGUGGAGAGCCAUAUUAGCCGGUGGACUGGCUGGUGCUGCUGCGGCUCUGGCCACAUACCCUCUGGAGGUGGCAGAAACCAGGCUCAUCGUCCAGAACUGCAGACAGCCCACGUACAUCGGCGUAGUUCACACUCUCUCAAAGAUCUACAGAAAUGAAGGGCUGCUGGCUCUCUACAGGGGCUUCUCCCUCACUUUGUUGGGUGCUUUUCCCUUUUCUGUCGGGUGCUAUGCCGUUUACAUGAACUUGGACAAGCUCUGGCAGGAGCCUCCUUUUCGUUUCACUCCUCUCCAGAAUUUCAUUAAUGGUUGUCUGGCAGCAGGAGUGGCCCAAACCCUCUCCUACCCUUUUGAAACUGUAAAGCGGAAGAUGCAGGCGCAGAGUGCCCGCCUUCCCCACUACGGUGGAGUUGACGUCCAUUUCACUGGGAUGAUUGACUGUUUCAUUCAGGUUAUUAAAAACAAGGGCGUCCUCUCACUGUGGAACGGCCUCACUGCCAACACAAUAAAGAUUAUUCCCUACUUCGGCCUUCUUUUCACCUGCUUUGAGAUGUGUAAGCAGGUUUGCCUUUACCGCAACGGCUACAUCGUCUCACCUUUGAGCUACAAACUUGCACCAGGGGUGGACCAGAGCCUCGGGCCGUAUGAGCUAGAGGAGGCGAAGCGCUACUUGAAAAACAGAAACUUUGGGUCAGGGGAGUCGUCUUUUUGAAACCGCUGGUGAAACGUCACAUGAGAAGAUGUCUUGUGGAAAAAUAUUGACUGACUGCUGACCACACUUGACCAGCAUUAUUAGUUAUUUGGUGGACUGAAAUACUUCAGAGGCUUGUGUCCGUCAUAACUACAUAAUAUUCAGGUUUCAUGUCUUCAUGUGAGGUAUUCACUUGCAUUUACAUUAUGUCCUGUCAGCAAUGGUCUACCUCUUUCAGAGCUUCAUUUUAUCAGACAGUAUUAUUUGUUUAUGAAUUGUUUCCUCACAAACAUUGUCUUUCCAGCACUAUUUUUAACCAAAUAUGUAUAAUUAUGUGCCUUGAGCGUUAACUAUUUAUUUUGAGUUGUACUUCAGUUAUAUGUCAUUGACAGAUUUGUCAAAUAGUGCCAUAGUUUAAUCGAUUAAGCUGCAAAUGCUCUUUUACUCGACUGAUGUGAUAGAUUGUAUUUUUUAUGUAUAACAAAUGUAACAUGUUGAUGUUUCAGAAGUCUGAGUAAGUAAGAGACAAUCUUGUAAGAGUGCUAACAUGGAUUGUGAUUGAAGAAACGUGCUUACAACAUUAAAACUUCACGGGUACAUGUUCUUUCCUAUGUUUUUGAAGUCUCGACUAACCCUCCCCCAAUGCCCCCAUGACUGAAAAAGAAAACGGCAAGUCCCCUCUUGAAUGCUCCUAUGGUAGGCCCUGCUGAUGUGAUAAUGGUAAUGUGUCCUCUAGGAUACCCUUACAUUAGUCUUUGACCUAUUCCACCAUAAAUGCACCAUAAAUCUGCUUUCAAUAUUAAAAUACCAUGGAUACAUGUUC